Molecule: messenger RNA, 2787 nt
Organism: Pyricularia pennisetigena
Lineage: Eukaryota; Fungi; Ascomycota; Sordariomycetes; Magnaporthales; Pyriculariaceae
Exons: 2
Coding region: 1-2787 (928 amino acids)
Biological process (GO): regulation of glycogen biosynthetic process
Cellular component (GO): protein phosphatase type 1 complex
Molecular function (GO): glycogen binding; protein phosphatase 1 binding
Source: RefSeq, a predicted model, not a curated record
AUGGCCUCAACGCUACAUCGGCGUCAACCUCCUUCCUACGAUAUAUUCCCCCCUGGCCGAUUCCAUCUCAAAUCCUCUAUCAUUUGCCUCUCGCAUCAAAGUGCCGCAUCCGAUUAUCUUGUUCAUCCCUACCAUGAACCGACCAGCGCUUUCUAUUCGCCAUGGCCCUCCUCAUCUGUGCGGACAGAAGCCGAAGAGCAUUUACUGACUAUUUCUGUUCCUUCCGCAGGUUCUCCGAAUCCCACCGAAGAGACAAGCGCCGCAGGCAAUCAUCUUGAUGAUUUCUUCGUAAAGCCGACAACCCCCCUCCCCCUACCCCACGCACGGCAUCCUACUACCGCAGUAGCUUUAUAUACACCCUCGAUUCGCGGCACAACAGUCGCGGGAAUGCCUUACACACCACCCACCCACCGCUCUCCCGCAUCCUCCCAACCCUCAUCUCCCGAUGCUAGCCGCAGGUCGUCGAUAGCAAGCGGGGGCACGCGGCCGACACUCCCACGGUCGGCAUCCUAUCUGAGCAGGCAUCGUCGUACUCCAUCGGCCCCUGCUGGACAAAAUGGACACCCGACUCCAGAGUCAACAUCAGAGGACCUCAAGGCAAUGCUGGCAGGCAGCGUCAGGAAGUCACCACCGCCAGUGACAGAUGGACUUGGGAUGCCCAACGGCGCAAUCCUUUCGCCUCCGGAAUCGACGGCCAGUAGCGAUGACGACGAGACACCCGAGGUCCGGGGAAGGACGCUGGAGAACCUCAAGGAGCUUCAGGCUGCCAUUAGCCAGAUCCCACAGCACCGCGAGAGCUCACCAUCAAAAUGCAAACCAGCCAAUGUCACGGUGAUCAUUCCCCCUGCUCAUCAGCCUGAAAGUAACCAGGGAUUCCACCACAGCUUUAGCACGGGCUCACUGGAGAAGCUGGGCAAGAGGAACUCUCACUCUCGAUCAAAGACCGAAUCCAGUUUGCAAUUGCCGGCAGACAACUCCACGACUGCUUCAGAAGUGGACUCUGAAGAGGAGCUUCUGCUUAAGAAGCCGCAGAUGGUCAGGAAGAAAUCCGGAGAACUUGUGCGACCGGCUCUUCGCCCUUCUUCCCGAAGGCGCCCUUCCAGCAUGCCAGGCACGCCCACAUUCUCCAAGGCGGUGCAUUUCGACUCGCACUUGGAGCAUGUGCGACACUUCUUGCAGGUUGACCGGCCCCUUGCCGUCAGCGCUGGGUCGUCACCUGCCGAUACUUACAACAGCGACAGCGAAUUCCCAUUCAACGCUAGUGAGGAACGGUCAGGCACCAGGUCUCCGCCCUAUGAGUGGGAAAUUAUCGUUACGAAUUUCCCCGUAGAGACCGCUGCCAGAAAGGCGUUGCCUCUGAGGCUGGAGCGUGUCUGGCUCUCGUCCGACCAGAAGAGUCUGGUUGGAUCUGUUGCCGUUGCCAACCUGGCGUUCCAGAAGCACGUCACCUGUCGAUUCACUUUCGACUACUGGAAGACGACUUCCGAGGUAGCUGCUGAAUUCUCUACCGAGAUCCGCCCCAAGGAGAGCGAUUUGGGCCACGACAGGUUCACCUUCAGCAUCAAGCUCUCUGAGCUUGCCAACUUGGAGUCCAAGACUCUGUAUUUCUGUGUCCGGUACAACGUCAAUGGCCAGGAAUACUGGGACAGCAACGGAGGUGCGAACUUCCAAGUCGACUUCCGAAAGAAGAUGCUUCCCCAGAUGGGCAAGCGUGGCUACCAAGGUGCCUCGACUCGGUCGAUUGGUGAGCUUCCUCGUAGCAAUCGCCGCAGCAACUCCUCGCUGGCUCCCCGACCCAAGUCAAUGCCAAUUAGCAACGAGUUUGGCGAGAAUGGUGCCUUCGACAAAUCACUCCAAGAUUAUCUUGGUGACGAUGCUGGCCCUCUCCGCCUCAAAGGUGUCAAAUCGACGACCAGCCUUCCCAGCGAUAAUCUCACCGGCCGGCUAUCCGCGCCAAGCGGGCAGGCUUUUGCCAACCGGUAUGAUUUUGGUGCAUCACUGAGCACCGCCAUCCAAGCCGCCAAGCAAACUUCACCUCGUCCCAAGGGUGAUGGUUUGUAUAUGAAGAGCAACACCCGAGGCAGCAUCAAACCGGCACCCAGACCGACUUUCGUCUCUGUCCCUACGGGCACCAACACAAUCGGUGCCUCGCAGCCAUCGACGCCGGGUCCUUUGCCCAAGAAGGAGCCUGCGCAGGCCACUAACGAGCAAACAUCAUCGGCCUAUCCGGCAUCGCAAACAACCGCCCCGAUCUUGGCAUCCUCCUCAUACGAGGAAUUAGUCAACAAGUACUGCUUUUUUGGCUCUAAGCAAUCGAGCCCUCAGCUCAACGACGGCACCUUGAAGGGCGGGCGCUUGGAUGGUACUGGAGACGACUACUUGGCACGAUCGGCUCAGAGCUCCAACGAGUCUAGCUUGGUCUCGAGCCCGCUUCAAAUGGCCAGUUUUAACCGAAACCAUGCCAUCAAAGCGCCUCAGAAUGCCACCCGACGCGACCCCAACCCGUAUUUUCCCAGCAUGACCACCUUCGCUCUUGGCCCUUCCCCGGCGAUGUCACCUCUGCAGCAAUCGAUCGAACGCAGCCCUUCGCCUUCUCAAAACCACGCCCGGUCAUCGGUUCAAACAAAGCUGUCCAGCAGGUCGACGUCGCCGGCAUCCAUGGCGGGAGGGUACCCUCAGUCCAUGACCGGUACGUCGUCGCAUAGCAUGCAGUACCACCAGCAUUUCCACGAUCGGUUCCCAUUUGGCGGUGCGGAAACUCACGCUGCGACAGCGAUUAGGGGUUGA